AUGGCCGUCCGAUUAUCCGAAAGAGAUGCCUCAUCCGGCCAUAUCAAAGACGCGGAUGAGGCCGUCCGGAUUGGCAGCAUCGAGAAAGGCCAGCGGAAUCCCUUCCUUGAUAUCGAGUUGCUCGUCAAAACGGCUCUGUCGGUCGGUGCGGACUCCAUUCAUCCAGGAUACGGCUACCUGAGCGAGAACGCCGAGUUUGCGACUCGUGUGCGAGAUGCUGGCCUGAUCUUCAUCGGACCCAGUGCCAGCGCCAUGUCGACGUUGGGCGACAAACGGACAGCGAAGGACUACCUGCGAGAGCAUGCGCAGGAUGUACCUCUCAUCCCCGGAUACUCGGGAUCCAGCCAAGAUGCGACAGAGCUAGCGAAGGUUGCAGCCGAGAUUGGAUUUCCGGUGAUGCUGAAGGCCUCGGCAGGGGGUGGAGGUAAAGGCAUGCGCAUUAUCCGCGAGGAGAAACAAUUGCAGUCUGAGCUGCAGCGAGCGCAGUCUGAGGCGCAGCGAUCCUUCGGGUCGGCGGAUUGUAUCCUAGAAAAGUACAUCGAGAGCAGCAAGCACGUCGAGAUCCAGAUCAUGGGCGAUAGUAACGGAGAGGUGGUCUCAUUCUUUGACCGGGACUGCUCGGUGCAGCGACGACAUCAGAAGGUAAUUGAGGAGACUCCCUGUCCCUUUCUCACGCCAGAGACACGGCAGAAAAUGAGUGCCACGGCCGUGCGGAUUGCGAAACUGAUCGGGUAUGAGAAUGCGGGGACGGUGGAGUUUGUUGUUGAUGUACAGACUGGCAAGUUCUACUUUCUCGAAGUCAAUGCACGGCUGCAGGUUGAGCAUCCCAUCACUGAAGAAGUGACGGGGGUCGAUCUGGUCUCUCUGCAGUUAUAUGUUGCCGCAGGAGGGAGCCUGGCUGCUCUGCCCGUUGCCCAGAAUGUCACUCAACAGGGCCACGCCAUUGAAUGCCGCCUCUGUGCCGAGGACCCUCGACGCAAUUUCUUCCCGGAACACGGCAAAAUUCAUCUCUGGCUGCCGGCAUCUGGCGUGUUAGGGCCCGGCCGAGACGUGCGCUACGAGACUGCGGUCCAAACAGGCUCCUCCGUGUCCAUAUACUUCGACUCUAUGAUCGCCAAGCUCGUCGUCUGGGCUCCCACACGGGCGUUGGCUAUUGAGAAGAUGGCCCAAGUUCUUUCUCAUACCAUCUGUGCCGGUGUGAAGACGAACCAGCUGCUUCUGCGCAGCGCGCUGUUACAUCCCGCCUUCCAGGAUCCAGCGUACACUACCGGAUUUCUGCCUUCCUACCUGGACGAGCUGUUGCGAGAACCCUCUCACCCGGAUAUGGCUGAAAUCCGGGCGUCUCUGUCGAUUCUUCCGGGCCUGGUAUUGUGCCGACUUGCAGGUCUCAAUUCCGAUGUCUCCAAUCCGCGGCCAUUCCGUAAUAUUCGUCGACAGUUUCGGAACCAGCGAUUCGACCCAGUCAGCGCUCACUGCGAGAUUGUUUCCGUGGUCGACUGGCCUUACACAGUGGCGGACGGAGUGGAUGCAUCAGCGCCGCUUAUGUGCGUAUGGCAACCAGAGGCAGCAGGCACUGCAUCUACCGCUACAGAACAAGUCUAUCUUCUCCCUGUCCCUGAAGCCAAGGUCUCCAAGGACGAUACUACUCCUGGAGCCAGCGCCCAGUACAAUGAAAUUAGCAAAUCACUUCGGACCGGAAAGGUCGUACCCCCUGGCAGUCCGUACACCGUCAGAGUCGAGUCGUGGACACCAGCGGAAGCAAACUUUGCAACAAGGGAGUCCUGGCUGACGAGCACAAUGGAAGUAUCGAUCAACGGGUCUAGAAUCCGGGCACACCUGGCAGUACCCUCUCGCCGCACUGACAUGCUAUCCGCCUCCGUUAAUCGCACACAGACAGUGCUUUGCCAUGUUCCUGCGAUCGGUACAUACGUCGAGUUCAAACGGGACACGUUGUUAUCAUUCAUGGAAGGGCUUCGUGCGGCGGUAAAGCAGGACGACGACCAGGAGCAGCGGAAUGUGACUGCGCCGAUGCCAUGUAAAGUGCUUUCGGUCUUGAAGAAGAAUGGGGAUGUGGUAAAGUCUGGGGCCAGCGUCAUGGUCAUCGAGAGUAUGAAGAUGGAGGUUACUAUCACGGUGUCGGCGGACGGCCAGUUCCAUUCUACUUGGAAGGAGGGUGACGCUGUCGAGGAGGGGAAGAUUCUUUGUUCUAUCCAUUAG
This is a messenger RNA of Aspergillus bombycis, 2217 nucleotides long. Its product is annotated as acetyl/propionyl/methylcrotonyl-CoA carboxylase subunit alpha. The coding region runs from base 1 to 2217 and encodes 738 amino acids. The transcript is spliced from 2 exons. Gene Ontology annotation, molecular function: ATP binding; metal ion binding; methylcrotonoyl-CoA carboxylase activity. NCBI's taxonomy places the organism in Eukaryota, Fungi, Ascomycota, Eurotiomycetes, Eurotiales, Aspergillaceae. The record is from RefSeq and is a predicted model, not a curated record. Gene Ontology annotation, cellular component: mitochondrion.